Hydra vulgaris (swiftwater hydra) is the source of this 1221-nucleotide messenger RNA. The record is from RefSeq and is a predicted model, not a curated record. NCBI's taxonomy places the organism in Eukaryota, Metazoa, Cnidaria, Hydrozoa, Anthoathecata, Hydridae.
AGUUCGAAAACUUCAAAAAAAUGGACGUUAUUCAAUUUAAUUCAAUUGUAAAAAAUUUGAAGUCAAUAAUAAAUAACUGUGAAGAAAAAUUUUAUUUUGUUGAAAAAGAAAAAAAUAUAUCUUUAACAUCAUAUGAACAUUGUGGACCAGUACCUAAGUUUUCAAUACAUAUAACUUUAGAAGAUUCUGGAGAUAUUUAUUUUACUGGAUAUAGCCAACUUUUACAAAUUAAACUGUCUUUUUUAAACAAAGGAAUUAUUAAAUAUUAUUCUCAACUGGAGAAUGCUGUUAGUUAUGUUAUAAAUAAUGAAACAGAUUCUAAGCAAGCAAGUUAUAUUAGGCAUCAAGUAGCUUUAUUAAAUAAAACAAACAGUACACCAUUUUCUUUAGAAGACAUUUCUGAUGCAUUGCAUCUUUAUUCAAAAUCUCGUUCAGUAUAUUUUGAUCUCGUUGAGAAGCUUGUUUUGCCAAGUGUACGAGAGUUACAACGAAUGACAAUUAAAAUAAAUAAAUUUAAAGAUACUGAAUAUUUAAAGAUGAUAUUUAAAGAACUUCAGGAAUUUCAAAAAUACUGCUUUAUCUUGGCUGAUGAGGUGUACAUAAAACCUGGGCUACAGUACUCUGGUGGUAUUGUGUAUGGUGAAGCAGAAAAUAUCCAAGAAAAAGCAAAAACAGUUUUAGCACUAAUGCUUCUUUGUCUUUUUGGUGGCCCACGACUUGUUAUAAAAGUUUCUCCAGUUUGUAAAGUUACAACAAAUUUUCAAACAAGCGUGAUAGAAGAAUUAAAUCAACAAAUCAUAAUUGCAGGUGGAAAACCUCUUGGGUUAAUAAUGGAUAACUGUCGAGUAAACCAAAAAACAUCUCAAUAUUUUAAUGCAAAAAAAGUUCCAGCAUACUAUCUUUUAAAUGACACUGUGCAUAUUUUAAAAUGUAUUCGAAAUAAUUGGAUCACUGAAAAAUUACAAUGUUUAAAAUAUAGAUUGCUAAAUGAUAACGAUACUGUGCGACUUGCAGAAUAAAAAUUUAUAAUUCAACUUCAUGCUGCAGAUAGUCGAAUAGUUAAGUUGUCACCCUUAACACAAAAAGCUGUGUCACCAAAACCAAUUGAACGACAAAAUGUUGGAUUAGUUCUUAAAGUUUUUUGUGAUGAAACAGUUGCAGCAUUACGCGUAAAAUUUCCUGAAGGUGAAGAUACUGCACUUUUUAUUGAAACAGUUGUUA